This is a messenger RNA of Dryobates pubescens (Downy woodpecker), 4354 nucleotides long. It is a transcript of the gene PDE4B, whose product is annotated as phosphodiesterase 4B. Gene Ontology annotation, molecular function: 3',5'-cyclic-AMP phosphodiesterase activity; transmembrane transporter binding. The transcript is spliced from 16 exons. Gene Ontology annotation, biological process: signal transduction. The record is from RefSeq and is a predicted model, not a curated record. Gene Ontology annotation, cellular component: perinuclear region of cytoplasm; cytosol; nucleus. NCBI's taxonomy places the organism in Eukaryota, Metazoa, Chordata, Aves, Piciformes, Picidae. Bases 933 to 2984 code for a protein of 683 amino acids.
GCUGCCGACGUACCUGCUGGGAAGGAUUCUCCUGCAGACAGAGCAUCUCUGCCAGCCAGAGAGUUGGAGAGGUGCUAGGGAUCCCAUCCAGAAGCACCGACCCGGCCCCGAGUGGCAGGAAUAGCGCGGAGCACCACCCGUGGUGCUGCAGGACGACCCCUGGCAGGGAGCCGGCAGCCCUCCCCAAGGUUUGCUGCUCCUCCUAGUUCGGUGGGAUGGAUAAGCCAGGCCUUUUGUUGUAGGGGAACGUGCUCCCUUCUGCCUGUCACCCGGGACGGGGACCUGGGUCCCCUCAUAGCUGCCUUCACCUGUGUCACUCCGGGAACGUCAUCCCGCGUGGUGCGGAGCCGGUUCCGCAGGAGGGACCCUGGGAGCGGAGUUUCUGCAGCGUCAGAAAACUUUGAUUCAUCUGCGAAGGUGGUGAAUGAAGGAGGGAUGUGACCUGGAAAGGAUAAACAGGAAGAUGGGGAUGUUUCUUCAGCUUGGAAAAAAGGCUGGGUUUUUCCCCCCCCUCCCGUCUCAGGAUCACUGGAAGGGAUUAUACAAAUGAGAGCAGGAAACUGCAGUCAGGGCUUUGCCAGAAAUAGAUUUAUGGGUUUGGUUUGCUUUUUUUUUUUCUCCUUCCUUCUUCUUCUGCUAUAAAUGAAGAAAUAUGCGAGUCCGUAGAGGCUGUUCCACAUGCACCCUUCACACUUUGAUUGCCAAGUCAUUUGCAUCUGUCUUCUCUGAAGUGACAUCCACCCUGCCAUGGGAGUUGACAUGUAAUCACAAAGAAUCAAAAAACUCCUGGAAGCCAGCGAGCUGCCGCUGAGACAACUUCCCAAAGACAGAAGUUUGGAGCGAGCAGAAAAUGCUCUGAGUGUGGUGGGGCUUGGUCUGGGGUUUUGGGGUGUUUUUUUUUGCGAGUAGAAGAGAAGAAUCAUCUGGGAAAGAUGUUAAAUGUGAAUUUUUUACCCAACCGCCGUCACUCGUGGAUUUGCUUCGACGUGGAAAAUGGCCCUUCUCCAGGCCGCAGCCCGCUGGACCCGCAGGCCAGCUCCUCCUCGGGGCUCGUCCUGCACACGACCUUCCCAGGCCACAGCCAGCGCCGGGAGUCCUUCCUCUACAGAUCCGACAGCGACUACGACUUGUCACCAAAGACCAUGUCCAGGAACUCCUCUCUCCCGAGUGAACAGCAUGGGGACGACCUGAUUGUCACACCUUUUGCCCAGGUGCUGGCAAGUCUACGAAGUGUGAGGAACAACUUCACACUCCUCACCAAUUUGCAUGGCACCUCCAACAAGAGAUCUCCAGCAACGAGUCAGCCGCCUGUCUCCAGAGUCAACCUGCAAGGUUCUUUUGGAGGUGAAGACUUGACCUGUGGCCAGCAGGACCAGGGCAGGGAUUAUUCCCCUGUAUUCAGCACUGAGGAGCCCUACCAGAAGCUGGCCAUGGAGACUUUGGAGGAGCUCGACUGGUGUUUGGAUCAGCUGGAGACCAUCCAGACCUACCGCUCCGUCAGCGAGAUGGCAUCCAACAAGUUCAAGAGGAUGCUGAACCGGGAGCUGACACACCUCUCCGAGAUGAGCCGCUCCGGCAACCAGGUGUCCGAGUACAUUUCCAACACCUUCCUGGACAAGCAGAAUGAUGUGGAGAUUCCUUCUCCCACCCAGAAAGACAGAGAGAAGAAGAAAAAGCAGCAGCUCAUGACACAGAUCAGUGGAGUGAAAAAACUAAUGCACAGUUCAAGCUUAAAUAACACCAGCAUCUCACGGUUUGGUGUGAAAACAGAAAAGGAGGACCAUCUGGCCAAGGAACUGGAAGAUCUGAAUAAGUGGGGUCUCAACAUCUUCAACGUGGCAAGGUACUCCCACAACAGGCCGCUCACCUGCAUCAUGUACGCCAUAUUUCAGGAGCGAGACCUGCUAAAAACCUUCAAGAUCUCAUCAGACACGUUCGUGACGUACAUGAUGACGCUGGAAGACCACUACCACUCAGACGUGGCUUACCACAACAGCCUCCAUGCUGCUGACGUUGCCCAGUCCACCCAUGUUCUGCUCUCUACCCCUGCACUAGAUGCUGUCUUCACUGAUUUGGAAAUCCUUGCUGCCAUUUUUGCAGCUGCAAUCCAUGACGUGGAUCACCCUGGGGUCUCCAAUCAAUUUCUCAUUAAUACAAAUUCUGAACUAGCCCUGAUGUACAAUGAUGAGUCUGUCUUGGAGAACCACCAUCUGGCUGUGGGCUUCAAACUGCUUCAAGAGGAGCACUGUGACAUCUUCCAGAACCUGACCAAGAAGCAGCGUCAGACGCUCAGGAAGAUGGUGAUUGACAUGGUAUUGGCAACAGAUAUGUCCAAGCAUAUGAGCCUGUUAGCUGACCUGAAGACUAUGGUGGAAACCAAGAAGGUGACCAGUUCAGGAGUCCUCCUUCUGGACAACUACACAGACAGAAUACAGGUUCUCCGCAAUAUGGUGCACUGCGCGGACCUGAGCAACCCCACCAAGUCUCUGGAGCUGUACCGGCAGUGGACGGACCGGAUCAUGGAGGAGUUCUUCCAGCAGGGAGACAAGGAGAGGGAAAGAGGAAUGGAAAUCAGCCCAAUGUGUGACAAACACACGGCGUCGGUGGAGAAAUCACAGGUGGGAUUCAUUGACUACAUUGUCCACCCGCUAUGGGAGACGUGGGCUGACCUGGUGCAACCUGACGCCCAGGACAUCCUGGACACGUUGGAGGACAACAGGAACUGGUACCAGAGCAUGAUACCUCAGAGCCCAUCUCCUCCACUUGAGGAGCGGGGCAGGGACUGUCAGAACCUGAUGGAGAAGUUCCAGUUUGAACUGACGUUGGAGGAGGAGGAUUCGGAUGGGCCAGAGAAGGACAGCGAGAGCCUCGGCUACUUCAGCAAUACAAAGACACUCUGUGUGGCUGACCCAGGGGAAGAGGAUGCCCAGAGGGAGGCAAACAUAGAGAUUGUGACAGAAGAUACAUCUCCUGUGGACACAUAAUGUCCUGUCCCCGUGUGAGUGGAUUUUCAACACUUCGUGAGCGUUGCAGGCGGUCUCGCAGACGCGCCCGCAGCCUGGGUCUGAGGCCUGUGUCCUGACACCGGCUGCCAGAUCUUCCCAGCUACUUGAGAUUGGAGUCAGGGUUGAAGAUGGUGUUAGUGGUGAACGCUUGACGAUUGCUCAGGAAAUUAACAGGUGAUUUGAGUUGAGGUUCGAGCCCGCUGAGAGCGUGGCGUGGGCCUGGAGCUGGCUUUGGGGUGGUGACUGAAGAGUGGCCGACACACAACUGAGAGAUUUUUUUUUUUCUACUGUUAGUUUUGGAAUUUGUACUGGUUUAAACUGAUAGAAACUACUGAUGAACAACUCUCCAUGUACAACCUGUCCACCCGACCACCUGUCUGCAGACCUGUGUGCCUUCUUUGUAAACACUUUCAUGUCCUUUUUUCAGGAGUCUCGUAAAUUUCUCUACACGGGGUUUAGUACAACAGAAGUGUCUCUGAGAGUUGACUGACAACCUUCUUUUGAUUCUUCCUGUUAAUGAGAAGCAGUCUUCCUUUUUUUCAUGGGCAAUACCUUGUCACUUUACUGCAGUUACUCACUUUUGACAGCCUCAGCGGGAGGGAAACCCUCUGGUUCAUGUCACCGCACCUGUAAUCAUCUUCUCUGGUCGGCAUCACUUCCAUCGUUCUUCUCAACGCUUCCCCAUUUUGGGUCACUUCAUGCCAUCCCUGCUUGCUAGGAAUAACCACCAGUGUUUUCUCUCCUCUGUGGGGUUUUGUUUCUGUGGUGUGCAGGAUAGAGGGUAGUUUGCUCCCUGUCUGAAGUCAGUGUGGUGAGGCAGUGUGUGACACGCUCGUGUCGUCGUCCCCCCAUCCCAUCCCCACCUCAGCAGCUCCUUGGCUCAGUGGAAUUUGCACGCUCGGGUAAUUUGUGUUUCUCCUGCCUAUUGUUCCUUAGGUUUAGGUCCACCUUCCUCCUCCUCCUCUUCCUCCUGCACUGCCUCGAGCUCUAACACCUCCAUUACUGUUUAUAACAGUGUAUUUAUUACCUACUGUACAUACUGUAAUGUUUUGUAAGUUAUUAAUUUAUAUGAGUUAGCAUCGCCUGGCGGCGGCGACGUUAACAGUGUAGAAAACUUGGGAUAAGAGUUGCCUUUGUUUUGGUUUUUUUGUUUUGUUUUUUUUCUCCUAAUCUUUUAUAUUGAGAUAAAAUACCAAAACCUGAACAUAGCUGAAGAAACAGACACAACCCAGGAAGGGCAUUUUGAGUGGCAGUCACACCCAUGGUGGGGUUCAUCUUCAGGGUGAGAGAGAUGAGACCGCAGGGUAGCAAGAAAUGCUCAAAACCUUAAGGGGAAGAACCCCCCAAAA